UACAGAGAGGAUAGCCACUGCAGAUCGAUCCUGACCAUCACCCAAGGAAUAAUUGCACAACUGUGGGAGGACAUCCAGUUCCUUCCCAGCAUUGCUCAACACAGAGAAGACUGAGCAGUUGAAUCAUCAUUUGGAAAUCGGUCGGGUCAGGGAAGCUUUGACACAUCAUCAGAUCUGAAACUGGUCAGUGGUGUGGAGCCUUCCAACAGAACCAGCCUUUCUGAAGGUUCGGCUGUGGGUGAUCGGUCAGGGUGAGGCUGGGAAGAAGUGUGAGUGGCUCCAAGUGUGGUGAGAGCUUCAGUCAUUCAUCAAGCCUCAUGAACCAUUGACUCAUUCCUACAGGGGAGUGGCUGUUCAAGUUGACGUGUUAAAGGAGGACAACACAGGCUUCAAACAUCUCCCACAUACAGUGAACCAACUGAAUAAUGGUUAAAAUAAGGGCAACUUCCUGCAAGUGAAACAAUUCAAGUGUGUGUUGUGCAAACGAAUGUUUGCAAAGAUAUCGACACUUGUGAGUCAUCAGCACAUUCACAGUGGGAUGAAACUAUUUGUAUGUAAGGUGUGUAACAGGGGCCUCACACAGUUACCAGGCCUGGUGAAACACCAGCACAUUCACACUGGGGUGAAACCAUUUACCUGCACGGUAUGUGACAAAUCAUUCUCAGAGUCAUCGCACCUCUGCGUUCACCAGCAGGUUCACACAGGGGAGAAACCCUUUUCAUGUGAGGUGUGUGACAAAUCAUUCUCAGAGUCAUGGAUCCUCCGCAGGCACCAACGCAUUCACACAGGGGAGAAACCCUUUCUUUGUGAGGUCUGUGACACAUCAUUCUCACAGACAUCUACCCUCCGCAUACACCAACGCAUCCAUACCGGGGAAAAGCCAUUUACCUGUGAGGUGUGCGACAAAUCGUUCUCCGAUUUAUCAACUCUCCGCAGACACCAACGCAUUCACACAGGAGAGAAACCGUACAAAUGUGAGGUGUGUGACAAGUCGUUCUCAGAGUCAUCAAUCUUGUGGGUACACCAGCGUAUUCAUACUGGGGAGAAGCCAUUCACAUGUGAGGUGUGUGAAAAAUCAUUCUCAAAUUCAUCACAUCUCCGCAGACACCAACCUGUCCACACAGAGAAGAAACCAUUCAUGUGCGAUGCAUGUGACAAAUCCUUCUCAGAUUCAUCGAGUCUCCUGCUCCACCAAAGGAUUCACACAGGGGACAAACCAUUCAAGUGUGAUAUAUGUGACAAAGUGUUCGCAGAAUCAUCAACUCUCCAUGUACACCAACGCAUUCACACAGGAGAAAAACCAUUCACCUGUGAGAUGUGUGACAAAUCAUUCUCAGAAUCAUCAACCCUUCGCAGACACAAACGCACUCACACAGGGGAGAAACCAUUCAUGUGUGAGGUGUGUGACAAAUCAUUCUCAGACUUAUCGAGCUUCCACAGACACCAACUCAUUCACACAGAGGUGAAGCCAUUCUCAUGUGAUAUGUGUGGCAAAUCAUUCUCAGUUUCAUCCAGACUCCUCCGACAUCAGAGGAUUCAUACAGAGGAGAAACUAUUCACAUUUGAAGUAUGUAACAAAUCAUUCUUGGACUCAUUGCAUCUCCUGAUUCACACAGGGGAGAAACUCUUCAAGUGUGAUGUCUGUGAACGAGGUUUUGCAAAGUCAUCAACACUGGUGAGUCACCGACGUAUUCACACUGGGGAGAAACCAUUCGUAUGUGAGGUGUGUAACAGGAGCUUUACACAGCUCUCAAGCCUGGUGAAACACUGGCUUAUUCACACUGGGGAGAAGCCAUUUACCUGCAAGGUGUGUGAUAAAUCAUUCUCAGAGUCAUCAUCCCUCCGGGUUCACCAGCGUAUUCACACCGGGGAGAAACCCUUCACAUGUGAGGUGUGUGACAAAUCAUUUUCAGAGUCAUCAACUCUUCGCAGACACGAACGCAUUCACACCGGGGAGAAACCCUUCACAUGUGAGGUGUGUGACAAAUCAUUCUCGCAGAUAUCGACUCUGCGCGUGCAUCAACGCAUUCACACGGGGGAGAAACCAUUCACUUGUGAAGUAUGUGACAAGUCAUUCUCCGACUUAUCAACCCUGCGCAGACACCAACGCAUUCAUACAGGGGAGAAACCAUUCAAAUGUGAGGUGUGUGAGAAAUCAUUCUCAAAUUCUUCACACCUCCGCAGACACCAACCCAUUCACACUGGGGUAAAACCAUUCACGUGUGUGGUGUGUGACAAGUCAUUCUCUGAUUCAUCAAGUCUCCUGCUCCAUCAGAGAGUCCACACAGGGGAGAAACCUUUCAAGUGUGAGGUGUGUGAUAAAUCAUUCUCAGAGGCAUCCACCCUCCAUGUGCACCAACGCAUCCACACAGGAGAGAAACCUUUUGUGUGCGAGGUAUGUGAUAAAUCAUUCUCAGAGACAUCAACUCUUCGCAGACACGAACGUAUUCACACGGGGGAGAAACCUUUUGUGUGUGAGGUGUGUGACAAGUCAUUCUCGCAGACCUCGACUCUCCGCGUGCACCAACGGAUUCACACAGGGGAAAAGCCAUUCACUUGUGAAGUAUGUGACAAAUCAUUCUCCGACUUGUCAACUCUUCGCAGACACCAACUCAUUCACACAGGGGAGAAACCAUUCACGUGUGAUGUGUGUGACAAAUCAUUCUUGACUUCUUCACACCUUCGCAGACACCAACCUGUCCACACUGGUGAGAAACCAUUCUUAUGUGUGGUGUGUGACAAAUCAUUCUCAGUUUCAUCGAGUCUCCUGCACCAUCAGAGAGUACACACGGGGGAGAAACCUUUCACAUGUGAGGUGUGCAAAAAAUCAUUCUCAGAAUCAUUGACCCUUCGCAGACAUCACCGCAUUCACACUGGGGAGAAACCAUUCAGGUGUGAGGUAUGCAACAAAUCAUUCUCACGGUCAUCAACUCUUCGUGUACAUCAACGUAUCCACACAGGAGAAAAGCCGUUCACAUGUGAGGUGUGUGACAAGUCCUUCUCAGAUUUAUCGAGCUUCUGCGUACACCAACGAAUUCACACUGGGGAGAAACCAUUUACAUGUGAAGUAUGUGACAAAUCAUUCUCAAGGUCAUCGCACCUCCGCAAACACCAACGCAUUCACACAAGGGAAAAGUCUUUUACAUGCAACGUGUGUGGUAAAUCAUUCUCAGAUUCAUCAAGUCUUCUGCUCCAUCAGAAGACUCAUACAGGAGAGUAUCCUUUCAGUUCUGAGAUUGUGAUGAACCUUCCCUGAUGUGUUUGAACAUUUGGAAUGCACCAGGAUUCACACAGGGGAGAAACUCUUUCGGUGUGCUGUUUGUGACAAGACUUCCACAGAGUCAGUGAAGUUCCUGGUCCAUCAUUGUGUUUACAUUGGGAAGAACCUAAGUAGCUACCUGAUAAAUAAAAGCAAAUCACUGUGGAUGCUGGAGAUCUGAAAUGAAAAUGGAAAAUGCUGGAGAUACACAAGAGAACUUGCAGCAUCUAUGGAGAACGAAACAGACUUAACAGAUUGACUUAAUGUUUGACGAGUAAAGUUAUCAUAGAAUCCCUACAGUGUGGAAAUAGGCCCUUCGACCCGACAAGUCUGCACUGACUCUCCGAAGAAAAUCCCACCCAAACCCAUUCCUUUACCCUAUUACUCUACAUUUCACCCUGACUAAUGCACCUAGCCUACACAUGCCUGAACACUAUGGGCAAUUUUGCAAGGCCAAUUCAUCUAACUUGCACAUCUUUGGAUUGUGGGAGGAAACCACAGCCCCCAGAGGAAUCCCAUGCAAAUACUGGGAGAAUGUGCAAACUCCGCACAGACAGUUGCCUGAGGCUGGAAUUGAACCCCUGGCACUGUGAGGCAGCAGUGCUAAUAAAUGAGCCACUGUUCCUUCCAAAGUAGAGUUAUAUUGGACUCAAAUGUUAACUCUGUUUCACUCUCCACAGAUGUUGCCAGAACUGCUGUAUCCAGCACUCACUGUUUUUAUUUUAAUUACCCAGCAAAUGCCAGAUAGGAAAAGAAGCUUGUCUACCUUUUAGGUAAACAAAGAUUUGAUAACCCACACAACUCCCACCACCAGUCAUGCUGGCCUGACCACGCUCCCUUCAGCCCCGAAGAGAACUGAUGACCCACCACCCUGAUGAUCUCCACACCGACCUGACUAAUUCCCACAGACCAACUACCCCAGACGUGACUUGAUUAGCUCCCUCCACCAGCUAUCUCUGUGUGGAUUCCUGCGCUGAUCCACUUCACUGCUCCCUGGCCUGUGUACCAAAAGACCAGGGUCAUUAUCACUAAUGAGAUGAGAAAAAAAGAUACUGAAGCAUAUCCCACACAAACCAUCAAGGAAUCGGGUCUAGUUUGAGGAAGGUAAGAGAAGUGUCUUCCUGGCCAAACAUGAGUAAUGAGAUGAAGGACCAUAUCAGCCUUGCAGUGCUUGUACUGAACAUUUUGAAAUAAGAUAUAGAGCUGCUCAUGACUCGUGACAUCCUAUCCAGCCCAUGGAUGAAGCUUGGAAUAAACUGUUCACUUUCACUGGAACUGAUUAUCUCAUCGCAGUCAAUUACUAUUCAGAUGACGGGAGCUGACGAUUCCCAGUGAGGUGUAGAAUCUCUUAAGGUGCACUUCUGUUGUCAAGAUAUUCCUGACAUUGUGAUCGGUGACAAGGACCUCAAUUCACAAGUAAGGCAUAUAUACACUUCAUGAAUUAUUUGGAAAACCAUUUGGAAACACCGUACAUCAUCUACACACUAUCCCCAGUCAAAUGGAAAGGGUGAGAUAUUGGUGAGAGUUAUUAAAGUAUCUUCAGAAAUUCACUAAGAUUCACUGGACUUGUGUAUAGAAGUUAUUACUUCGAUCACAUAUAAUGAAAGUGAACCCCAGCCAUCCACAUGCAAUUAGAGAAGUUGCUCCUUCAUAAGUCAAUGAAGAUGAUUUCAUCAGUUUCGAACUGGAUAACCAUCAGCCCUAGAGAUCAACCAUUCUCCAACCAAUGCCACAGAUCAGCAAGAACGAUCAGCAUAGCAACAACAUUUGCCAUGGCAAGGACCCCCAGGCAAACAACAGAUCCUAGAUUAGCAGCCCAUAACAAUUCACACGCAUACCAAAAGGUGACCUGAAACCCGAAAGAUCAUGUGCAAUGUGUGUGGGGGACAGAUAAAAUUGGAACAGAUUAGAGACAGGAAAAUGCUUUUUUUUGUUGAUGUGUGAAGAAUUUCUAUUUGGACCAGCAUAUGUAAUAACUUUCAAAUUAUAGUGCAUACAGUAUUGUUUCUAAUCUAAUGAAAGGUGAAUGUUUAGAUAAAACAUUCAUGGCUUGCUAUGUUAAUGUCAUCUCUGUUGUCAACAAAUUUAAUUGAAUAUUUGAGGGCUGCAAUCAUUUUUACACACCACAUGAAACAUUCUUUAAAAUUCAGAUACUUUAAAUAUUCUUAAGGAACAUUAUUUCUUAAGGAUUAGGAAACUGACUGGUGAGGUGCAGAGCAGGUGGGGAUUUAAACUUGUCAUUGUCCCAUCUGAAUAAAACCUCACUGAUUGCAGCCAUUGUCUCAGUUCCCCUGGUAAAUGUUUGACAGAGAUGUUGAAGGUGAGAAUAACAUUCUUCAUCCUGAGUGGAUUUCAAACUGACAUCAAUGUGGGAUGUAUAUUGUCGAAUGUGUUUGAGAGCAGAUCAGAAGGGGAAGACCACAGCGUCGAAGGCAGGGAUGACAUGCAGUGGUGGGAUCAGCACAAGAGUGGGAGUCAGGAGAGUGAUUUGGAGAUGAGAGGAAUGUGAGUAAUUCACUCUCUCCUGUUUUUCUUCACCUCCUGUCUCUCCUACCUAACUGUGCACUCCUACAUUCCACCUUGCCCUAUUGCCUGCUUGUCCUUGCUCCUCAGUUCUAUCGUCUCUUGCCUUUCUCUCUAAUCUGUGUUCCUCCUGUGUUACAAAGGUGAGAGGAAAGAGAGCGAGAAUGCACCAUUUUAAGCAACAGUAAAUCAAAAUUAGUAUAAAAUGUGUACUAUUAGCGAGGUGACAAUGUAAUUGUGACAAUAUUAAAUUAUUUUUAUCUGAGACACAACUGGAAUAAACUAUAAUCUAGUUUGCCAGAAUAAUUGCUGGCCACAGCACAUAGACUGAGGUUAUGAAUAUGACUGCCUGUUGGUGCCUAAACACUGAAAACCCCUGAGACAUUUUGAAGAGUUGCCUCAAACAGGCACAAUCAGUAGCAACUCACCAACCUCAUUACUCCUAUCUGGGGGAUGUCGUCAUUUCUGUGGCUGAUGUUUAAUAAACCAAUGUCGAAGAUCACGAAAGGUCCAUUUACAUUCAUCAUAACUGGCAGUUACAUUUCCAGUUAUGGUCAAUUUCAGCAUGAUUAUGAUGAUAAAACAAACACAAACAAAGCUAAACGCUUGGCCAGUACCUGUGCACUAGUGCUUGUUUUACAAAAGCAAACCUUUCAAAAUAUUCUGUGUGACCAAGUAUGAAGGUUUCACGAUCAAUGCAGUGUGUAAAACAGAUCUUGGAUAAUUUUAUAAGAAUUAAGAUAUAUGUUAAGUUCUUUGUAUGUUUGUCCAAGUAGUUCUUAGUCUGAGUAAUUUGUGUAUAAUUGCUUUAUUAAUUUUGUUGUGGAUUUUGUACAUACAUAACUCAAUUGUAAAUGGCUAUUGACAGUCCUGUGUGUGAGGGAUAGACACAAUGCCGGUUGAAGGGAGGAAGGCACCAAUAACUGUAGAAGUCAUGACCUUGAGAUUACUAUUUGGUGGACAAGGCUCAAAACAAUGUGUUUUUCUGCUUUAAACAUCUGCAAGAACUUGUUAAUUUCCUAUUGGGCCUGACAAGGUGAAAACUGGGACUAUUUACCUUUCGGAAGGCCUUUGAUAAUAAAUGCUGAAGUCGAUAUUUUCUCAUCAAAGGUCUAAAUCUGAUGAACCUGUAAAACCUGGUUUAAUGUGGGAGAAAUGAAAAGCUGGACAGAGGCAAAAGUGAAUGCAACAGCUUGGCAGCAACCACAGAUGAGAGGGCAUCAGAUUAAACUAUGUGCCAUUUUUGUGACAUCCUGAAAGGGGUGUGAACAUUGGUCUGAGUGACACAUCUCAUACCUUAAACAUGAGGAGCUUGAAGGGGUCAGUGCGAUUGUCGGGGAAGGUGGUCUGGUCAACCUCUGAGGUGGUAAAAAUGCCUGAUUCAGCAGUUUGGCCACCUGAGGACAAACCCUGAUCACACAGGAGAGCCAAGUGCCAGUUUUGUGGGUUUACUUGUAGCAGCUCCAUAUACACAUAUAUAUGUGUGCAUAUAUACUCAAUAAAGAAACUUG
Molecule: messenger RNA, 7293 nt
Organism: Hemiscyllium ocellatum (epaulette shark)
Lineage: Eukaryota; Metazoa; Chordata; Chondrichthyes; Orectolobiformes; Hemiscylliidae
Product: zinc finger protein 271-like
Exons: 3
Coding region: 488-3256 (922 amino acids)
Biological process (GO): regulation of transcription by RNA polymerase II
Molecular function (GO): DNA-binding transcription factor activity; RNA polymerase II cis-regulatory region sequence-specific DNA binding
Source: RefSeq, a predicted model, not a curated record